AUGGCUCCAGCAGCUCGUGUCUCUGUUGAAGAUGCUGUCGCUGUUAUUGAAGAAUAUAUAGAAAAUUUUAGGGAAGGAAAAUAUCCUAAAUGGUCAUCAGAUGUUUGGGAAAAAAUGAGCAAUGCAUUAAAUAAUAAAUGGUCAGCUACAAAUAUUUAUACUAAUGUCACACAAAACCGAAGGAAUAUUAUGAGCAUCGCAUGUACUAAUGUCGGUAUUAAAUUUAUCCCAUUUAUGUCAAAAAAAAAAAUAGAAAUUUAUGAUACAUCAGAUGAUUCAAUAAAUGAAAAUAAUUCAGAUGACGCAGAUGAAACAUAUGAGCUUGAGCAUGAAGCAAAGAAUUUAGACAAAUUCGAAGUAAAAUUAACGUGUAAUGAAUGGAAAGCAAUACAGUCUUCAGAUGUGAAAUAUAAUGAUGGUCGUAAUUAUUCUAUUUUACGCCGAGGUGUUUGGACUGAUAUACUGGCUUUAGCUAUAUUUCGAGAUACGGAGCUUCCGUGUGCAUUUCAAUUUAAAAAUAUGAAAAUUUAUAAUAAACCUGAGAGCUUACAUUAUUUACGAGUAAAAGGUUACUGUAAAAGUGAAAGUUGUAAAAAUUUAAUAUUUUGUUAUUUACAUGAAAAACCUCUUGAUGAAACUGACGUCAUUCUUACCAUAAGAACACGAGAAACUUUUUAUAAUCAACAUGAAGAAGUAAAGCGUCAGCUCAGGGGUGAGAAACGACAACGAGUUGGGAAAGAAGUUUAUUAUGAAGGUGCUGCAAAUUGGUUGAAACGGGAAGCUCUCGAGAACAUAAAGUCUAGAGGUCGAAUACCACCUCAUGUUCCGAGUAAAGAAGUAAUAACACAAGCUAAAAAGGAGUAUGUUGAUGCUAAACUUGAUAUUAAACCAUUAGAUGGAAAAGAUUUAAUAAAGGCGAUUGAAAAUAUGAAUCAUGUUAUGCCGUAUCAAGGUUCUAUCCAUGAAGUUAAGCGAAAAAAAUUAUUUAUUUCCUUCAGUACCCCAGCACAAAUUCUUGCAUACAAAAAGUAUUGUAAAAUGACAAAAAGUAUUUCAUCCGUCUCUAUUGAUGGUACUGGAAGUAUUGCUAAGCCAUUAGUUCAUGAAGAUGGAAGUUCAUCUGGACAUAUCUUUUUAUACUCAAUGACAAUUAAUUUUAAAAAUGAAACUUUAUCAGUUUAUGACAUGUUCACUGAAAGUCAAGAUACUGAUGUGAUAUGGUGGUGGCUAAAACAAUGGUUAAAGCUUGCACCUAUACCUAAGCAAGCUGUUUGUGAUUGUUCUCGAGCAGUAAUGAAUGGGAUUUCACUAGCAUUUAAUAAUCAAACUGUUAAAACAUAUGUUGAAACUUGCUUCUUGUAUGCCAUCGGUGACGAAGAGUAUAGUCGUCGAGAACCAAUCCACACAUAUCUCAGAUUAGAUGUACCUCAUUUUAUGAAUUCUAUUCGAAUCUGGACGUGUUUUAAAUUCAUGCGCAUGGCAUCUGUGCGACAGUUUUAUAUGUAUUGCAUUGCAUUACUUAUUGAUUGUCAAACAAUUAAUAAAUUUGAGAAAAUUUUCCAGUUGAUGUGUAUCGUUGGACUAAAUGAAUUCCAAGAUUCAGUUAUACAAAAGACAAAUUAUUCUGUUUUGGAGGCUCGAAAAAAUCUUGAGGAAUUAAUUAAAAAUCGCAAUUUGGAUGCUAAUUUAGAAGAUAGUAUUAAUGUAGAAACAAAAAGUGAAGUAGACGUCAAAAAAAUUGAAAAUGAUGAAGAAACUCCUGAUGAUGAAAACAAUUGUAAAAAUGAAAACGAAACUAAAAAAAGUAGCCGAAUCAAAAAUUUUAUUAAUAAUUUACGGGAUGAUGCUUUAUUUGCUAACUUUAUUGGAGUAGAAUUGAAUCCUUUUUAUUUUCCAGAUUUUAUUGAUGAAUUUAUAAAAUUAAAAGCCUACGAAUUCCCGUUAUGGACAGCUGUAGCUAUUCCUUAUAUAGCUGAGCAUGCACUGACAACCUUCGUUGAAGGACAUUUUAAUAUAGUUAAACAUCGUGUCUUGAAAAAUCAUUUAUUGCCAUUAAGAUUAGAUAAGCUUCUCAAACUCAUUCUUAAUUAUUACCUGGGUAAUGCUGCUGUUCUAACGUCAAAUUUGAAAGCUUUUAAUCAAUAUGAUGGUCCAUUUCCGAGUCCUCCGUCUAAAGGAAAUAAAUUUACAGUCAAUCUACCAUCUCAAGAUAUUAAUACAGGACAGUCAAUUAAAAAACAACAAUGCGAUUUUAUUCAAGCUGACUCAAAAAAUACGGAUGACAAUAAGGAAAAUAUUAAUGUUAGGAACUUGGAAGAAAAUAAUAAUAAUAACAAAAUUCCUACUAAAAAAGAUGAGCUAAAAAAUUGCGUAAUUAUAAAUGACGAUUCACGAAAAAAAGCAAAUAAAGCAGGUGAUAAUACGAAAUUUGAAAACUCAACAAUAAUGAAAGUGCAAGAUAAUAAUCUCAGUGAUCAGAAACAAAAACUAGAGUUAAGAAAACCAAAGGGCAAAUAUUUUAAAACAAAUCCUCAAAUCGAACAGCAAAAUAGUGUAACCGGUAAUGUCCAAAACUUAAAAUUACUUUUAAACGGUAGCUCUGUUAAAAUUACUAUUUCUGUAAAGGGUUCACAGUACUUCGCUAUCAAUACUUGUGGUUUUGACUCAAUUAUUCAAAUUUUAUCCUCUAGUGCUAUGGAUGAUCCAUCAGUAAGGUACUGUUUUAACAACAACAGACUCAUUACCAUAAUUAAGUAUUCAGUACUAAGCGACGGCAGCUAA
Molecule: messenger RNA, 2781 nt
Organism: Cotesia congregata
Lineage: Eukaryota; Metazoa; Arthropoda; Insecta; Hymenoptera; Braconidae
Source: the annotation of a GenBank genome assembly